This is a messenger RNA of Brienomyrus brachyistius, 1531 nucleotides long. It is a transcript of the gene sugt1, whose product is annotated as SGT1 homolog, MIS12 kinetochore complex assembly cochaperone. Gene Ontology annotation, molecular function: protein-folding chaperone binding. Gene Ontology annotation, biological process: protein stabilization. The record is from RefSeq and is a predicted model, not a curated record. Lineage: Eukaryota; Metazoa; Chordata; Actinopteri; Osteoglossiformes; Mormyridae. The transcript is spliced from 13 exons. Bases 120 to 1091 code for a protein of 323 amino acids.
GUUUUGCUUGCCGAGUUUAUCGGCGCUGAGGAAGUCUGCAUUUUCUUCCACGGUCUACUUGACAGUCAUGACGUCUCCGCGACUGUCAUCCAGAACUUUCUAAACGACAAGUGGCUCUAAUGGCAAGCGGACGGAACUUUCCGGAAAGCGUCAUAGACGAAGAUCCCGAGAAGGCUCUUGAGGAUCUGAACAAGGCUUUGGAGGAGACGAGCAGCAACGCGGAAUGGCUCUGCCAGCGGGCCUAUGCCUACAUCUUACUGAAAAACUACAGCGAGGCCGUGGAGGAUGUCAAGAAAGCCCUGGAGCUGAAGCCCGAUUUCCCCCUUGCUUUCAUGAGAAGAGGAAUUGCAGAAUACUAUUUGAAUAACUUCGAAUUGUCACACCAGGCCUUUGUAGCAGGACAACAGUUAGAUGAUUCAGAUAAAUCCUUUGAGAUAUGGAUCAAGCUGUGUGAGGAGAGUAUGACCUUGGGAAGACACAAUGGAACAAACAUGCAGCAAGCAGCAACGGCUAAUGUGAAACAUGACUGGUACCAGACAGAAUCUCAGGUCAUUGUCACAAUCAUGGUGAAAAAUGCCAGAAAGGAGGACGUCAGGGUCAGCUUCUCAGAAAAAGCGCUGAGCGCCGAGGUGAAGCUGCCGUCUGGGGAGGAUUUCAGCCUGAAGUUCAUCCUCCUACAUCACGUGGAUCCCCAGCAGAGCAGCUUCAAAGUCCUCUCCACAAAGGUGGAGAUUAAGAUGAAGAAGGCUGAAGCGAUCAGGUGGGAGAAGCUGGAGGGGGAAGACAGUCUGCCCACCGUGAAACACUUCAUGCCAAACCAGUACCCAUCGUCUUCACACUAUACUCGGAACUGGGACAAGCUGGUGGUGGACAUCAAGGAAGAAGAGAAGAACGAGAAGCUGGAGGGGGACGCUGCCCUUAACAAGCUCUUCCAACAGAUAUACUCUGAUGGCUCUGAUGAAGUAAAACGCGCCAUGAACAAGUCCUUUAUGGAGUCUGGUGGGACUGUCCUCAGCACAAACUGGAUGGACGUGGGAAAGAGGAAAGUAGACGUGAGUCCCCCGGACGACGCAGAGUGGAAGAAAUUCUGAACUGGCAGAUAAGGCAGGAGCUAGGAGGCCUCACCCUGUCUCUUCUGCUUGCGUGUGUCCCUCUUGUUGUUGAGAUCGGUUAGCGUGAUUCUCAGUGCACUGGAGCUCCUUCAGACCCCACUCUAAGUAUCCUGGCGAAUGUCCUAGCAAUAUUGUACAUUUCUCCAUCAUAGUGAAAAUGGAUGAUGAAGGUGGUUUUCGUUCGAGAUGUAUAAUCUUUUAUUAAAGUUUCUCUUUUUGUAUUUCAUCUUUCAUUUACUUUUGUAAAUCCCACAUAAAAAUCAUCCUAAGGAAUAAAUGUAAUAUCAUCUGCCCCCUCCAUCAUGAAGUAUCAAAAUUGUUUAUUUUAAAAGGUUUUAUUCACCUUGAGUUUUCUAUACAAAUGGUCUUUCUCUCUGGAUCCUUAUGACAAGAAUCCAAUUAAAUUUUCUUCAUCUGAA